CUGCGCGGCGCCCAGCUGCUGGACGCGCUGCGGCUGCACAAGCAGGGCUACCCGGAGCACAUGCCGUUCGCCGAGUUCGGACGGCGGUUCGCGCUGCUGGCGCCGGACGCGGCCGGCGAGCAGGACGAGGCCGGCGACGAGCGCGCCGCCGCCGACCAGCUGAUGCUGCAGCUGGACGUGGACACCACCGCCUACCGGCUCGGCCUCAGUCAGAUCUUCUUCCGCUCGGGGGCGCUGACGCGGCUGGAGGAGCAGCGCGACGAGCGGCUCCAGGACAAGGUGGUGCGCCUGCAGGCGUGCUGCCGCGGCCUGCUGGCGCGCAGGCAGUUCGCCCGGCUCAAGGUUCAGGACCUGGCCAUCCGCUGUAUCCAAAAGAAUGUGCGCAAGUACGUGGGCGUGCGCAGCUGGCCCUGGUGGCGCCUGCUAGUACGCGUCACGCCGCUGCUCGACGUGCACCGCACCGAACAGCAGCUGCAAGCCGCAACGGAGGAGCUGCUGGCGCUACGAGAGAAGGUCGAAAAGUUGGAGAAGGGCAACACCGUCUACAAGCAUGAAAACGACAAGCUUGAAAGCAAGCUGGGCGAGCUCACGGCGGACCUGGCCGAGGAGCACCACACCUCGACGCUGGCCACCGAACGGCUGGAGGCCGAGCAGGCCGAGCGCAUGCGGCUCGAGGGAGACGUCCAGGGACUGCAGACCGAGUACAAGAAGAUGUGCACGUUGAACGAGCGGCUGGAGACGGAGCUGCUGUACACUCGCGCCUCGGCCGAGCUGAGCGCCGGGUCCGAGGAGGAGGAAGAGGCCGGCAGCGUCACCAUGUACAAGCGCAAGUACGAGUAUACGGCCCGCGAGCUCGCCUACACCCGCAAGCGGCUCGAGCAGCAGCACGAGGACGACGUCGAGCAGAUGAUGGUGCUCAAGAAGCAGCUGGAUAAGAAGGUGGAGGCGGCGUACGAGGAGGUGGACGAGCAGCGCCAGAUCGUGACGCAGCAGAAGCGCAAGGUGACGCGGCUGACGGGCGAGCUGAACGACCUGCGCAUCCACCUGGAGGAGCAGAGCAGCCGCAACGCCGUGCUGGAGAAGAAGCAGCGCAAGUUCGACAUCGACAUGCAGGCGCUGCAGGACGAGCUGCGCCGGGAGCGGCAGCAGCGGGAGAAGGCCGUGCGCGAGCUGGACCAGCUGCAGCGCGAACGCUGCUCGCUCGACAACGACGUGGCGGCCAUGCGUCUGGAGCUGGAGAUGCAGGAGGAGAAGGUGCAGUCGCUGCGCCGGGAGCUGGACGAGCUCGGCUCGUCGGCCGGCUCUGAGGACGAGGUGGCGGCGCUGCGCCGCUCGCGGCUCGACCUGCAGCACAAGUGCCAGGAGCAGGAGGAGGAGCUGGACGACCUGGCCGGCCAGGUCAGCCUGCUCGAGCAGGCCAAGCUCCGGCUGGAGAUGAGUCUGGAGCAGGUGCGCAAGGAGCACCGCCGCGAGAUCGCCCAGAAGGACGAGGAGGCCGAGGAGGUGCGCGCCAACGCCAGCAAAAAGCUCAAAGGGCUCGAGUCCCAGCUGGAGACGGAGCACGAGGAGCGCACGGCGCUGGUGCGCGAGAAGCACGAGCUGGAGCGACGCAUCAUCGCGCUCAACGAGCACACCAUCAGUCAGGACGACCAGGAGGCCAUCCUCAAGCUGAAGCGGGACCUCAAGCGCACGCGCGCCCUGCUCAAGGACACGCAGGCGCAGCUGGAGAAGGCCCGCUCCGAGGCGUCCAGCAAAGUGCAGAUCCGACAGCUGAAGAACCAGCUGGAGGAUGCCGAGUUCGCGCAGGGCGCGGCGGUGAAGGCGCGCCAGUCGCUGGCGCAGGAGCUACAGGACACGCAGACCCUGCUGGAGGAGGCGCAGCGCGCGCGCACCGACAGCGAGACGCGCUACCUGACCGCCAGCCGCGAGCUGCACCAGCUGCAGGGCCAGGUGGACGAGCAGGAGGAGGAGCUGCAGGAGGUGAUGAAGAAGUACAAGGCGGCCGUGGCGCAGCUGAGCGUCGACCAGCUGACGCUGCAGGACCAGGCGAGCCAGCUGACCGAGCUGGAGGCCGAGCGCGCCCUGUUGCGCGAGCAGCUGGCCGAGAAGGCCAGCCGGCUGGACGCGCUGGAGGGCGAGACGGCCUCGGCGCACGACCAGCGCCGGCUGGAGCUGCGCGUGCGCGAGCUGGAGAGCCGCUGCGAGUACGAGCAGACCACCAAGCAGCGGCUGGAGACGCAGCUGGCGCGGCUGAAGGAGGCCAUCGAGAAGGCCGGCGGCGAGGCGGACCAGGCGCGCCAGCGCGAACAGGUGGCCGCCGACAACCUGCGCAAGCUGCAGCGACAGCUGCGCGAAAGCAAGGACGAGCUGUCGGAGGCGCAGCGGAAGGAGUCGGACGCCGUGCUGCAGGCCCGCUCGCUGGCCAAGGAGCUGGAGACGGCUGAGGCCGAGGCUUCCCAGGCGCGCGGCGACCUCAAGCUCGCCUUCAAACGCAUCGGCGACCUGCAGAACGCCAUGCAGGGUGACCUGGACAGCGAGCCGAGCGACUCGGAUGCCGGCUCGGACUCGGACGAGGACCUGGACAGCUUCCUGUCGGCGCACAUGCCCGGCGGCCAGGCGGGCCGCGCCGCCGCCAGCAACGGCACGCCGCUCAAGAUCGACCUGGAUAGAAGCAGGUCGGCCGGCUCGGUGUCGUCCCCCCUGUCGCCGCUGUCGGUCAGCUCAGACCCGGAUCUGCGGCCGCGGCUGAACGGCGCGCGAGAGUCGGACGCGUGACGCGCCGGCCGCCGCCACUGAACACGGCCGCCACCCGGCCACCGCCACAUGCAUUACUGUGAUACCCCUGUGCGGGAAAGUUUACCUCGUCCUUAGAGUGGACUCGGCCGGGCGGCGCUGUCGCAGUAAUGCAUGGGCCGGUCCAUGGGUAGCCGCGAGGGGAGGUCUCCCGAGCUGAGCUGUGAUGAGCUGCCUUGCGGGGCGCGCGCGCCGCCGACGGCGCGGCUGGUUCUGUCGAUUGUUUUGUCGAGUUCGCUUGUACAAACCCACGGCCGCGGCACGCGGCCGUGGUGCGUGUGUAGGCCCACACUAACACAGCCCAUGAUUGUACGCCCCCUCACUUAUUUCCUUGAUCCUCAGGCACCGCACCGUCACGCUUCGAAAGUUUGGGCGCACGCCGAGCGCGCCCACGAGCCAUGUCGUUGCUUCCGAUCCCCCAGUUAUUUAUUUAUGUCGUGUUGCCAGUCCCGUAGCAUGGCUGAAAUCAGCCGAGUGUGAUUUCUUCGCGUCUUCGUGCGCUCCUGCCGCUACUGCAUAAUCAAAAUCCAGGUGUUCUCAAGGAGAUAGUGGCUUGCCAUUGGCUUGUGCUGAGGCCGUGGGCUGCAACGCACGUUUUCUCUCCUCUUUUUGAAGCAAAGAGUCGAGAUCGAGAACAGGAAUGCCUGUCACUGAUACCACUGAUUGCGCUUGCGCUUUUCGAAGAAUGAAAUGUACUGAUCAAUGUGUUGGAAUGCCUGUGUUUGUGAGUGUUCUGUAUACAUAUGCGUGUAAAGAAUGCCUCACCAAUCGUAACGCAUUGUGUAUGCCUACAGUUAUGGCUGUAUAUCAUUGACGUGAACCGAAUAUUAUAAUAAUGGGAUAUGACAUGAAAAUAUAUACCUGAUUCAUA
Pollicipes pollicipes is the source of this 3664-nucleotide messenger RNA. Its product is annotated as unconventional myosin-XVIIIa. Gene Ontology annotation, molecular function: ATP binding; actin filament binding; cytoskeletal motor activity. Gene Ontology annotation, cellular component: myosin II complex; cytoplasm; myosin filament. The record is from RefSeq and is a predicted model, not a curated record. NCBI's taxonomy places the organism in Eukaryota, Metazoa, Arthropoda, Thecostraca, Pollicipedomorpha, Pollicipedidae. Gene Ontology annotation, biological process: actomyosin structure organization.